UUUGAAUGAGCUCCCAAAUGAUAGUAUUUGUAUGAGCAUCACGAAAUAUCAGAGUAUAGCAAUGAUAAAAAAAUGCGGAGAUAAGAUUUUUGAACUCGCUUAUAUUGAGUCUUUACAGGUCAUUUGCACUAAUUCAAAAAAAGAGAAUAAUGUUAUAAAAUUGUGGAGAGAAACCCAAGAUGGAAUAAGUCUUGUCAGUAUUGCAUAUAAACCAACAAGUAAUCAAUUUGAUAUUGUUGGAAUCCAGGUGGCUGAUGAAGAUCUAUAUCUAAACGUUUUAGUGAGAGAUGCAAAUGGGAUAUCAAGAUAUUUCCAUCUUAUUCAAGCUCAAAUAUUUUUUACAAAAAGUACUUCAUAA
Ambispora gerdemannii is the source of this 358-nucleotide messenger RNA. The record is from the annotation of a GenBank genome assembly. Lineage: Eukaryota; Fungi; Glomeromycota; Glomeromycetes; Archaeosporales; Ambisporaceae.